Molecule: messenger RNA, 1804 nt
Organism: Trifolium pratense (red clover)
Lineage: Eukaryota; Viridiplantae; Streptophyta; Magnoliopsida; Fabales; Fabaceae
Product: cytochrome P450 71D9-like
Exons: 2
Coding region: 108-1619 (503 amino acids)
Molecular function (GO): iron ion binding; monooxygenase activity; oxidoreductase activity, acting on paired donors, with incorporation or reduction of molecular oxygen
Source: RefSeq, a predicted model, not a curated record
UAUAAAUGUGUUUUCUACUAGUUCAUUUUUUGUCCAAGAUCCUUGGCCUUUAUAAUAACCCAAGCUAGCAAGCACUAUACCACAGUUUUCUAGUUGGUUUAAUCUCCAUGGAUCCCCAAAAUUUUUACUUAAUAGUCCUUGCCUCCUUUUUCAUCUUCAUGCUUGUGGCAUUGAAAAAGAAAAAAGGCUCACCUGCAAACCUACCCCCAGGACCAUGGAAGAUACCUAUUAUAGGACAUAUUCACCAUCUAGUUACCUCUACACCACAUAGAAAACUAAGAGACUUGGCCAAAAUACAUGGACCCUUGAUGCACCUACAACUUGGAGAGAUCAAUGCAAUUGUUGUUUCCUCAUCAGAGUAUGCUAAAGAGGUACUUAAAACACAUGAUGUCAUAUUUGCAUCUAGGCCUAAAAUUAUUGCCUUGGAAAUACUAUCUUAUGGUUUCACAAAUAUUGGUUUUGCACCUUAUGGAAAUUAUUGGAGACAACUACGAAAAAUAUGCGCAAUGGAGCUUUUAUCGCAAAAUCGUGUGGGUUCAUUUCAACCAAUAAGAGAAGAAGUGUUCACCAAUCUCAUCAAAAGGAUUGGUUCCAAACAAGGGUCAUCAAUCAACAUCACUCAACUUGUGGUUGAAUCAACAUUUACUAUCCUUUCAAGGUGUGCGUUUGGUGACAAAUGCAAAGAAGAAGAAGAGUUUGCGUCGUUGGGGAGAGGAGAGUCAAUUGCAGGAGGUUUUGACAUAGCUGAACUGUUUCCUUCAGUUAAAUGGCUUCAACUUGUUUCAGGUUUGAGGCCUAAACUUGAGAGGUUGCAUAGACGAAUUGAUAAGAUACUAGAAAACAUCAUCAUUGAACAUAAAGAAGCAAAGUUAAAAGCAAAAGAAGGCCAAGUUGAAGUAGAGGAAGAUCUAGUAGAUGUUCUUCUAAAAUUCCAAGGUGGCAAUGAAAGUGACAAAGAUAUAUGCUUAACUAACAACAACAUUAAGGCUGUAAUCCUGGAUAUGUUUGGUGGCGGAGGUGAUACGUCGGGUUCUACCAUAGUUUGGGCAAUGACGGAGCUGGCAAAGGAACCAAGAGUGAUGAAAAAAGCACAAGAUGAAGUGAGAGAAAUAUUCAACACGAAAGGAAUUGUUGGUGAAAAAUAUAUAAAUGAGCUCGAAUAUUUGAAGUUAGUUGUGAAAGAGACCUUAAGGUUACACCCUCCGGCUCCUCUUUUAGUUCCAAGAGAAUGUGGACAAGCAUGUGAGAUUGAUGGGUAUCAUAUACCAAUAAACACUAAAGUGAUAGUCAAUGCAUGGGCAAUUGGAAGAGAUCCAAAGUAUUGGAAUGAACCAGAGAGAUUUUAUCCGGAGAGGUUUAUCGGUAGCUCUAUGGACUACCAAGGGACUAAUUUUGAGUAUAUUCCUUUUGGUUCUGGAAGAAGAAUAUGCCCAGGCAUCAUAUUUGGUUUGACAAAUGUUGAGUUGGUGCUUGCAUUGAUGUUGUAUCACUUUGAUUGGAAGCUUCCCAAAGGAAUGAAAGGUGAGGACUUAGACAUGACUGAAAUAUUUGGAGUUACCAUCAAAAGAAAAGAUGACUUGUACUUGAUACCUACUGCUCAUGUUCCUUCCAAGUGGUAGGAUACAAGCAAUGGCUAUAAGUAUAAUAAACUUGAAUUUGUUGGUCCUUAUUUACUUUUGAAAUAAAUCUUUGUCAAUCUUUAUUGGGUAUAGUACUAGUAUAGCUUGAGAUAAGGACUUUCUAAAUUUGUUGUUCUACAUUUACUUUUGAAAUAAUGCUAUGUUCAUCUUUGUUGGGUUUAGUA